GUUAAGAAGAAGAGAAACUCUAACGACUCGCAUACUUUAGGUGGGGUUUGAGAGCAGAGGACCCAGGUCUGCCAGGCAGCUGAAGGGAGAGAGGAAGAGAGAGAGAUAGAGAGGGAGACAGAGAGGGAGGAAUAAAGAGAGAGAUAUAAAACAGCGAUAGAAAAAAAGAAAGAGAAAGAAACUGAAAGAGUGAGCACCAGAGAGAUAGAGAAAAAGGCAGGGAGAAAAACAGAAAGAGAGGGAGGGACAGAAACGGAGGGAGAAAGAGACAGAAAGAAAGAGAGGAGAAGUAUGUCGGGUGUGCAUGUGCAGACGCCAGCGCCUCAGGGGGGGCAGAAGGGGGAGAAGAAGAUUCAGCUGAAUGGGGGUUCAGCUGUGCCCCUUAUCAGCACUGUGGGGGAGGGGGAGGGGAGGGUCCAGCAGGACCCCAAAAGCGCUGAUGAGAGCAAGAUACAGGAGGACCUGCUGGAGCCAGAGGACCCCGGAAAACCUCAAAGCCCCCAGGACCCCAAAAAACCUCAGAGGCUCCAGGACCCCGGAAAACCUCAAAGACCCCAGGAACCAGAGGAGCUAGGGGGCUCCCAGGACCCCAAAAAACCUCAAAGACCCCAGGAAUCAGAGGAGCUAGGGGGCUCCCAGGACCCCAAAAAACCUCAAAGACCCCAGGAACCAGAGGAGCUAGGGGGCUCCCAGGACCCCAAAAAACCUCAAAGACCCCAAGAACCAGAGGAGCUAGGGGGCUCCCAGGACCCCAAAAAACCUCAAAGACCCCAGGAACCAGAGGAGCUAGGGGGCUCCCAGGACCCCAAAAAGCUACAGGGUCCCCAGGGCCCUGAAAAACUAGAGGGCUCCCAGGAGGCCCCUGAGGAGCCUGCGCAGGACGUCCUGGGGCCAGACGACGUGGUGUGCGACUCGUGCAUCGAGAACCCGCGGCGUGCGCUGAAGUCCUGCCUCACCUGCCUGGUGUCGUACUGCCAGGCUCACCUGCGCCCCCACCUAGAGAACCCCAAGUUCCAGAGCCACCGGCUGGUGGAGCCGCUGCGCGACAUCGAGCGCCGGACCUGCGAGGCUCACCGGCGCCCCCUGGAGUUCUACUGCCGCGCAGACGCCUGCUGCGUCUGCUCCGACUGCGCAGCCGAGGAGCACCGUGGACACCAAACUGCGCCUGUUAGGGACGCCCGCAGAGAGAUAGAGAAGGAGCUGAGUAACAAGCAGAGGGAGAUGCUGAAGACCAUGACAGCGGCAGAGAACGCCAUCAACAAGCUUCAGACCAACACGGUGUCCAUCGCGAACUCGGUCACAGAGGUGCGGGAGGUGAUCGAGCAGCAGUUCUCUGAGCUGCAGCUGGUGGUGGAGCAGGCCCGGAGGGAGGUGGAGGAGGUGCUGGAGGCGGAGGAGAAGCAGGCGGUUCGGCAGGCCGAGGGGAUCCAGGCACACCUGGAGCAGAAGUGCGGUGAGCUGAAGAAGACACAGCUUCAGGUGGAGCGGCUCUCCAGGACCAAGCACGACAUCGACUUCCUGACGGAGUACUCGGAGUGGCAGAAGGAGAAGGUGGACGUGUCUCUGCCUGGGGUGUACAUCGGCCUGAUGGACCGGCUCACCUUCUUCAGCCAGGUGGUGACCGAGUCCACUGCUCAGCUGCGUCACCAGCUGCUCGCCACCUACAGGAACAAGCUGAAGGAUACCAGCAAGAACGAAAAACUGGGGAUUAAAACGACCGUGCACGCCAUCGUGUCAGCAAAGCAUAAGGCCUCCCAGCCGGACCCGCAGUCCCGAGAGGACUUCAUGAAGUACUGCACCCCUCUGAGUUUCGACGCAGACACCGUGCACAAGUUCCUACGCCUGACGGAGGAGAACAGGAAGGUGACCAACACCACGCCGUGGCAGCACAGCUACCCGGACACGCCCGAGCGCUUCGAGCAGCAUCGCCAGGUGCUGGCGGCAGAGAGCUUCUACCUGGGCCGGCACUACUUCGAGGUGGACGUGAGCGGGGACGGCACGCACCUGGGGGUCACCUACAAGAGCAUCGACCGCAAGAGCGGGGAGAGCAACGGCUGCAUCACGGGCAGCGGGUUCUCCUGGUGCCUGCAGUGGAACGGACGUGGCUUCUCCGCCUGGCACAGCGGUGUGGAGACCCCGCUGCCCGUGGGCGGGUUCACACGCGUCGGCGUGUACGUGGACUACGCCCGCGGCUCGCUGGCCUUCUACGGCGUGGCCGACGCCAUGACCCUCAUCCACCGCUACCAGGCCGAGUUCCUGGAGCCCCUGUACCCCGCAUUCUGGCUCUCCAAGAAGGAGAAUGUGGUCCUGCUGGUCAGUCCUGGAGCCCCCCUACCCCUGAAGAGCCCCUCUCCACCCUCAACGCCCCCCAGUGGAUCCACAACCCCCCCAGCAGAAGAGCAGCAGAAGUCCUAACUGCAUUUUCUGCAACGCUGCUUCAUCCAGCAAACGUGUUGGCUAAGCUGACCUUGGUACCCAUUGUUUACACUGGUUACAUACAGUAGGCUGCUGUGUGAGACUGGACUGCACAAAGCAGUGGUCCGCUGUCCCUUUCAAUAAGAGCAGCAGCUCAGACCGGACUCAGAUACUGUGAUAUUUCUCUGUUGGAACGGCGAUGCGUUCCUCUGUCUCUCUCUCUCUGUACAGUGGUGAGAUGGAUGGCUGUUACGUUGUAUGUACUGUGGCUUUCUCCGUUGUGGCUUGAUGUGAAAUGUGUUUGGCAAUUAAAGGCAUGUUACUCUUCC
Molecule: messenger RNA, 2744 nt
Organism: Anguilla anguilla (European eel)
Lineage: Eukaryota; Metazoa; Chordata; Actinopteri; Anguilliformes; Anguillidae
Product: tripartite motif-containing protein 16-like
Exons: 6
Coding region: 292-2415 (707 amino acids)
Molecular function (GO): zinc ion binding; protein binding
Source: RefSeq, a predicted model, not a curated record